UGCAAAUGUAAUUUCCAAAGUUUAUCUUUUUAUUGAGGCACAAAGGUGUUGAUUAGAAAACAGAGAUGGACAGCCAGAUCCUUCACCUCCAUGAAAGAGAGCCCAGUGGGCCUGCUGCCGUCCUGCCAAGCGGGGAGGGAUCUGAAGGAGGCCGACAUCUAGGGGAAUCGAUUGAGAACCGGCUUAGUAUAAAGGAUUUCACUGCAAUUCAAAAUCUUUUCAAGUCCCCAGAGUUAGAGCCGCCACAAUGUAUGAGCAAAGAGGAAUUCAUGGAGAGAACAUACGCAGCCGUGGGGCAUGGGCUGAAAGAGGAAUACGGCGAUUUAUUUGAUAAGAUAGAUGUGAGUCGCGAAGGUUUCAUUGAUUGGGACAAAUUAACAUCCUUCAUGCUGCUUGAGCUUUACGAGAAAGAUGAACGAGUGAAAUCAUCAGUAAUUCCCCAGUGGAGGGAUAUUCGCAGCCUCCCAUUAAUUCACAAGGAAAACAUCCAAAAAGUAGUUUAUUUGAAAGGUUCUUGCCGCUACGUAACUUUGAGCAAAGAUGGAUUACUGGGAGUCUGGGGAGAGAAUUUAAAACUACAAAGAAGCCUGCGGAUUUGCACUGAUACUGUCAAGCCGAAAGAUUUAUGGGCGACGGGCUUGGUGUUUCUGGCCAAUGUAAACAAGAUUGCAGUUGCCUUUACCAGUAAGGAGAUAUGCUUCUAUGAUCUGAACUCAAAGCAGGACCUAUUUUGUCAGUAUAAACUGCAAAGACUUCCUGGCACACCGAUUUCUAUGGACUACUGGCAUGACCAUGAUGAUGGUAACAAUGCCAUUCUGACAAUCGGAGAUGUUAAUGGACAGGUCCAGGCUAUUUGUUUCACAACAGCUUUGAUAUCCUUGUUUGAGCGACCUGUUAAUUCUACGGAAGACCAGCAGACAACUCUUUACAUUUCUUGGAAUGAGUUAGUUUCUGGCUUCCACAAAUGUUGUAGCAUCUUAAAACACAAACUCCAUGAAAACAACUGGGUGCGCCAAGUUAGUUACAGCUCUCAUUUGGAGGCUUUUCUGUCGUGUAGUACAAGUGACAAUAACACAGUGAUACUGGCCUGGAGAGAGAAAGGCAAAACCCAUCUGAGGACAACAUCGCUGCACAUUACCAAAGGAAUUAAUGGCUUUGACUAUGAUUCUGGAUUAAAUAUAAUUGCAACUGCCGGAAUUGACCAUACAAUUUGCCUGUGGAAUCCGUAUGUCAUCUCCAAACCCAAUGGAGUUCUUCAAGGCAACAUGGCCAGUGUGAUGACUGUCAAAUUUAUCUCCAGUCGCAAGCAGCUUUUCAGUUUCUCUAAAGAUAAGGUGUUGAGGGUAUGGGAUGUUCACCAUCAAGUGUGCAUACAACGCAUAGCUGGGAUUUUCCCCAAAACUCUGGAAUUCCAAAUUACCUUCUUUUUCUAUGAGCCCCAUGGACGCCUCUUGCUGUCAUUUAACAAUCAGUUGGCAGUUCUAGAAAUGAAAAGUGAAGCUAGCAAACAAGUGACAAGCCACGAGAAACCAGUAACGUGUGUACUGUACAACUCGACUUUUAAACAGGUAAUCAGCUCUGACACAGGAUCAACAAUUACUUUCUGGAUGAUAGACACUGGACGGAAAAUCAAACAGUUUUCAGGCUGUCAUGGAAAUGCAGAGAUUAGCACUAUGGCUCUAGAUGCAAGUGAAACCAGGCUGCUAACGGGGAGCACUGAUGGCACAGUAAAGAUAUGGGAUUUCAAUGGUCAUUGUCACCAUAAGUUAAAUGCUGGAAGAGACCAGGCAGCAGAAAUUUCUCAGAUAUUGGUACUAAAGAGAACAAUACUAGUCGUUGGAUGGGAGAGGAUGAUCACAGUUUUCCGCCUGAACUCUCUAUCACAAUAUCUUGUUCAGCCUUCAGAAUGGAAAGGAGGAGUACAACACCAUGAUGAUAUAUUAUGUGCAGCAUUUUUGCCCCCACAAAGCCUUGUCACAGGAAGUUAUGAUGGAGAAAUUGUUGUCUGGAAUAACAAUACAGAAAACGCUUCAAGAAAACUUCAUCCUGAACCUGAUAGAGCUCUGAGGUCAAAAUCAGACUCUCAGCUACGCAGCGCUGGUAAAAGAAGUCUAUCCUCGUCAUCCUCUGCAAGAUAUACACGCUCACUGAGCGGCUUCUGCAACACAGACUCUGACAGCAAUAACACUGUAACAAGAUUGUUUUUCCUCGGGGCCAGAAAACAUAUCUCAGCAACAGGUGGUGCGAACUUGGUGUCUUGCGGAGGAUCCGGCUAUGUUAGAUUCUGGAACAUAUUUAGAAACCAGUUAAUGGCAGAGUUUGUAGCCCAUGAGGGAGCUAGUUUCAUAGUUAUGGCCAUGGACAAAACAAACGCAUAUAUUAUUACAGGCGAUCUUGAUGGGUGGAUAAAAGUUUGGAACAUCAAGGACUACUGCAUUGACUACAGCGAACACAAGAGUGAUGAACUUCCUACCUUGGUUUCAUCAUUUCAGCCUCACAAUGAUUGUGUUACACACAUAGAAACUUGUACAAACAGCCAAUGUCUACUGAUCAUCUCUUCAUCAGCAGACUGCAGUAUAUGUGUCAGUGAUGAGUAUGGAAAUCCACUUGGAGUGUUUGGACAGGAAGAACACUGGAGAAUUGAGAAAUGUUCUCCUCUACUUGUCGCAGAUAAUAAAUUAGAAAGUGCAGAGGUAACAGCAGAGGGCUUGGCCUCUCCCAAUAAUGAAACAGAGGAAGAGCCUGACUCUCAUCUACAACAUUUGCUAAUUGAAGAUAAAGAGGACUUGCCCUUCAAAAACAGUCCAUGGGAAAACACAAUCUUGGGUAAAAAAUAUAGAGAAAAUGCAUUAAAAGAAAAGUUACAUUCAAACUUCAUUGGAGAUUCAGUGCAGCAUAGUGUUGGUACCUUCAGCUUGUUAAACAUAGGUGUGCUGCAGGAUACAUUGGAAAUUAGUAAACCAGAUUUUAUUAUAAACCCUGACAAAUACUUUGGAGAAAAGACAGAAGAGAAAAGUUCUAAGGUUGCGGAAGUCCCUACACUCAUAAAUAGUAACACUGAAAGCUGUGUUUGACGAGGGCAGCCUUUUCCCAAGAGAAAUUUUGGAACGUGAACUAAAAGCAAAACAACUAAAUGACAGAAUGCUUCCAGAACCCAGGAUAAA
Molecule: messenger RNA, 3164 nt
Organism: Nanorana parkeri
Lineage: Eukaryota; Metazoa; Chordata; Amphibia; Anura; Dicroglossidae
Gene: WDR49
Product: WD repeat domain 49
Exons: 19
Coding region: 66-3074 (1002 amino acids)
Molecular function (GO): calcium ion binding; protein binding
Source: RefSeq, a predicted model, not a curated record